Fragaria vesca subsp. vesca is the source of this 1185-nucleotide messenger RNA. RefSeq names its product polygalacturonase-like. NCBI's taxonomy places the organism in Eukaryota, Viridiplantae, Streptophyta, Magnoliopsida, Rosales, Rosaceae. Gene Ontology annotation, molecular function: polygalacturonase activity. The coding region runs from base 1 to 1185 and encodes 394 amino acids. The transcript is spliced from 4 exons. Gene Ontology annotation, biological process: carbohydrate metabolic process. The record is from RefSeq and is a predicted model, not a curated record.
AUGUCUGUUGUUAUAGCUUGUUUGGUAGCCUUGGCGUUCUUGUUUGAAUCAUCACAUGCAGCUGGCGGUGCAACCUACAAUGUGGUGAGCUACGGUGCGAGAGGAGAUGGGAAAACAGACUCAACCAAAGCAUUCCUCAGGGCAUGGUCCGCGGCAUGCUUCUCUUCUAGAAGCGCCACCGUUUACGUUCCUCGUGGCACCUUCUUGUUGAAACCUGUAGUUUUCAGCGGCCCAUGCAGAAGUAGCAGAAUUGUGUUUCAGAUGGGAGCGGGAACCAGUACUACUCUAGUUGCCCCUUCGAAUUACUGGGAACUCGGAAACACCGGAAAUUGGAUUUUGUUCAUAAAGGUAACAGGCCUCUCUAUCUACGGAGGUACAGUUGAUGCUCGUGGUGCUGGAUAUUGGCAUUGCAAGAGAUAUGGCAAGAGUUGCACAGCAGGAGCCAGGUCAGUAUCGUUGUUUUGGUGUAGUAAUGUGGUGGUGAGCGGGUUGAGGACCUUGAACAGCCAGACUAUGCAUAUGGCAAUUGACCACAGCAACAAUGUACAUGUUAAAAACGUGUGGAUCAGAGCCCCAAGCGGUAGUCCUAACACAGACGGCAUACACAUUGAAGCUUCGACUGGGAUUACCAUUACUGCCAGCACCAUAAUGACCGGAGAUGACUGCAUAUCACUUGGCUCCGGCGCAAGAAACGUGUGGAUUGAACGCAUAGCCUGUGGCCCUGGACAUGGAAUAAGCAUUGGUAGUCUUGGUGGUUCUGUGAAUGAAGAUGGUGUGCAGAACGUGACAGUAACAAGUUCCGUCUUCACAAAAACGCAAAACGGCGUACGGAUCAAAUCAUGGGCGAGAGCAAGCAAUGGUUUUGCAAGAAACAUUGUUUACCGCAACCUUAUCAUGAAAAAUGUCGACAACCCCAUCAUCAUCGAUCAGAAAUACUGCCCUGGUAACAAAGGUUGUCCUCGUCAGAGCUCUGGCGUGAAGAUUAGCAAAGUGACAUACAAGAACAUAAGGGGCUCAUCAGGCACACAAGUAGCCAUGAACUUCUACUGCAGCCCCAGUAAUCCGUGCUGGGGAAUCAAGCUGCAAGAUAUAAGGCUCACUUAUGGGAAAAAGGCGGCCACUUCCUCUUGUGCCAAUAUCGGUGGGAGCAAGAGUGGAGUGAUCAUACCAAGGAGUUGUUUUUGA